Messenger RNA from Miscanthus lutarioriparius, 480 nucleotides. The record is from the annotation of a GenBank genome assembly. NCBI's taxonomy places the organism in Eukaryota, Viridiplantae, Streptophyta, Magnoliopsida, Poales, Poaceae.
AUGGCGGCGUCGGACGUUGAGUACCGCUGCUUCGUCGGCGGCCUCGCCUGGGCCACCGACGACAACUCCCUCCACACCGCCUUCAGCACCUACGGCGAGGUCCUCGAGUCCAAGAUCAUCCUGGAUCGGGAGACGCAAAGGUCCCGUGGCUUCGGCUUCGUCACCUUCUCGACGGAGGAGGCGAUGCGGAGCGCCAUCGAGGGCAUGAACGGCAAGGAGCUCGACGGCCGCAACAUCACCGUCAACGAGGCCCAGUCCCGCGGCGGCGGGGGUGGCGGCGGGUACGGCGGCGGCCGUGGAGGCGGUGGCGGAUACGGGCGCCGUGAUGGAGGUGGCUACGGCAGUGGCGGCGGCGGCUACGGCGGCGGUGGCUACGGUGGCCGUGGCGGUGGUGGCUACGGCGGCGGUGGCGGUGGCUACGGUGGUGGCAACCGCGGUGGCGGCGGCUACGGCAACUCCGAUGGGAACUGGAGGAACUGA